ACUAAUGUUGUGUGAGUGUGUAACGUUCCAAAGGGUUGGGUUGGCGUGUCAAAAACCGGUGCCCUUUUCCUUCUGCAACGUCCAUUUGACCUCUUGCUUAAAACCCCAUUUCCUUAUCUCACCACAACAACCCAACUCAAUGACCUAAGCUGAGCUGAGGUUACCUCUCUCUACUCUGCUUCUCUCAGAAAAAACCCAGCUAGCUCCAGCAAUCGAGUGUUGGAAAUGCUGCCGAGGCUCAAUGGGGUUGUUUGGAUGGAGGACAGGGAGGACAGAGACGCCGGCGAGUGGGCCAGAACCGCCGCGGCGGCCGGCGCAGGGAACAGCAAGGACGAGAUGGGUUCUCUGUCGAAUUUCAAAUCCAUGCUGGAGGUUGAAGACGAGUGGACGUACAUGAACAACAAUGGCAUUCAGGGCCAUUCUGACGUCAGAGACUUGACGUUCUCGCCCAGCUUUGCUGACCCAGAAAGCUUGCUGCUCAACCAAGUGGACUCUUCGUCUUCUUGUUCUCCAUCUUCCUCUGUUUUCAACAACCUCGACCCGUCUCAGGUUCACUACUACCUGCCUCAGAACCCAUCGUUGUCUUCUCUGCUCAAUGCUGUGCCUAACAACCCUCUGGACCAUGGCUUUGAUUUGGGCUGUGAAAUUGGGUUUCUUGACAACCAAGGCUCCGGUGGUGGUUCGAGUUUGAUGAACAGGGGAGGUGGGGUUUUAACCGGGUUCAAUGAUUUGAGCUCCAACACCCACAUGCAGGCUCAGAAUCUGUGCUCCAAUUUGCAAUUCUCAACCACCCGUUUGCCUCAUUUGCUUGAGAAUGGUAAUAAUUUUUCGGGUUUUCGGGGUGUUGAUGAUACUUCAGGCAAUGCUUUGUUUAGCAAUAGGUCUAAAAUGUUGAGACCCCUCCAGCCCUUAUCUUCUGUGGGAGCACAGCCGACUCUUUUUCAGAAAAGGGCGGCGCUGCGGAAGAAUUUGGGUGGACUGGGAUCCGAGGGGGGACUGGUCUUGAGUAACUAUGAAGGGGAUAAGGGGAAGAGGGACAUGGGGGAAGAGAAUGAGAAGAAGAGGAAGUUUAGUGGUGGAGAUGAUGGCGAAGAUUUGAGUUUCGAUGGCUCGGGUUUGAACUAUGAUUCAGAUGAGUUUACUGAGAAUACUAAGAUGGAUGAGAAUGCCAAGAAUGGUGGCAAUAGCUCCAAUGCUAAUAGUACUGUUACUGGUGGGGAGCACAAGGGGAAGAAGAAAGGGUUGCCUGCUAAGAAUCUGAUGGCUGAGAGGCGCCGCCGGAAGAAGCUCAAUGAUCGGCUGUAUAUGCUGAGAUCUGUUGUUCCAAAGAUCAGCAAAAUGGAUAGGGCUUCUAUCCUUGGGGAUGCAAUUGAGUACUUGAAAGAACUUCUGCAGAGGAUCAACAACCUCCAUAACGAAUUGGAGUCGCUCCCUCCCGGGUCUGCAUUGACACCUACCGCAAGUACUUUUCAUCCUUUGACACCCACUCCACCUACUCUGCCUAGCCGUAUUAAGGAAGAGCUUUGCCCCAGCUUACCUAGCCCGAAUGGCCAACCUGCAAGGGUUGAAGUAAGGCUACGAGAAGGCAGAGCUGUGAACAUCCACAUGUUCUGUGGCAGAAGACCUGGUCUCUUGCUCUCCACUAUGAGGGCUGUAGAUAAUCUUGGUUUAGACAUCCAGCAAGCCGUCAUUAGCUGCUUCAAUGGGUUUGCCAUGGAUAUAUUCCGGGCUGAGCAAUGCAAGGAAGGUCAAGACGUCCACCCUGAGCAUAUAAAGGCAGUACUCUUGGAUUCAGCUGGGUUCCAUGGCAUGAUAUAGGUUGCAGCAGAACAACAAACUGAAGUUGCUUUACCAAGAUAGGAGAGGAGUCGUGCAAUUUCUCCACCAUGUUUUGCUAGCCAAAGCUCAACUGUGCCAUCAUCACAUUUUAAUUUAGCAGCUAUCGAAGAAACUUUGUAGGUUUGCUUUGUAUCAUGGAAAUUCAGGUUCUUGGUGCCACUGCCACCUGAAUUGAGUGAAAGUUUGUAAUUCUGAGCCUUUUCUUCAGGUUCUUAAUAAAGUGUUUCUUUAGAACUAUUGUGUUA
Molecule: messenger RNA, 2084 nt
Organism: Rosa chinensis
Lineage: Eukaryota; Viridiplantae; Streptophyta; Magnoliopsida; Rosales; Rosaceae
Product: transcription factor ICE1
Exons: 4
Coding region: 226-1818 (530 amino acids)
Biological process (GO): regulation of DNA-templated transcription
Cellular component (GO): nucleus
Molecular function (GO): protein dimerization activity; DNA-binding transcription factor activity; sequence-specific DNA binding
Source: RefSeq, a predicted model, not a curated record